Molecule: messenger RNA, 1885 nt
Organism: Peromyscus eremicus (cactus mouse)
Lineage: Eukaryota; Metazoa; Chordata; Mammalia; Rodentia; Cricetidae
Product: probable E3 ubiquitin-protein ligase TRIML1
Molecular function (GO): protein binding
Source: RefSeq, a predicted model, not a curated record
AUACAUACCAUUUGGUGUAAUCAGGCACAGAGGAGAGCAAGAGUUUCUUGUAACAACAACACAGCACCUGAUCACCCCGUUGUGACUGAAGAGGACUUCCGUAAUCCCGGACUAGAAGCAUAGCCUUGAUCUGAUGUCCAUCCAAGAGAAAACAUCCACCUCAGAUUUGAUGGAGAGCCUUCGAGAAGAGCUCACCUGUUUCAUCUGCCUGGACUAUUUCAACAGUCCGGUGACCACCGAGUGUGGGCACAGCUUCUGUCUGAUGUGUCUCCUCAAGAGCUGGGAGGAGCAUAACACACCUUUGUCUUGUCCUGAGUGCUGGAGGACUUUGGGAGCGCCUCAUUUCCAAGCUAAUGAGCGACUGGGGAGACUGGCUAGCAUUGGCAGGCAGCUGAGAUCCCAGGUCCUGCAGAGCGAGGAUGAACAGAGCAGCUGUGGAAGAACGCCAGGAGCCAGUAGGGUGUUCUCUGAUGAUGAGCAGAGUGUAAUUAAUUUCUCAACUCAAAGUCAUGGGAUAAACAGGGCAUAUUUCUCAAGCGAGGCCGAGGAGCAACACAAAGAAAAACUCCAGGAUAUCCUCAGUCUUUUACGAAAAAAAAAGAAGGAAGCCCAGGCUAUACUGAACCAUGAGAAGGAGCGAGUGAUGCUGUGUAAGGAGGAGACAAAGACGUGCAAGCAGGUCGUGGUGUCUGAAUACAUGAAGAUGCACCAGUUCCUGAAGGAAGAGGAGCAGCUCCAGCUUCAGCUCCUGGAGAAGGAGGAAAAAGCGAACUUCAAGAAGCUGAGGGAAAACGAGAUCCACCUGACCAAGCAAGUCAAACGCCUCAGCAAAAUGAUUGGGCGGAUGGAGUUCACCUGUCAGAACUUGACUUUGGAGUCUUUUGAGGAAGUCAGAGGAGCCAUGGAUCGGUGUGAGCUGCUGUUGCUUCAGUGUCCAGAGACCACCAUCACGGAACUGAGCCUGUGCCGCACCACUGGGAUGAGGGAUAUGCUGAGAAAAUUCAGCACAGAUGUAACUCUAGAUCCAGCCACAGCCAAUGCCUACCUAGUUUUGUCGGAUGAUCUGAAAAGUGUGAGAUAUGGAGGAACCAGGCAGCAAUUACCUGACAACCCAGAAAGAUUUGAUCAGUCUGCAACUGUGUUGGGAGCGCAGAUCUUCACCUGUGGGAGGCACUACUGGGAGGUGGAAGUGGGAAACAAGACUGAGUGGGAAGUGGGCAUCUGCAAGGACUCUGUGAUCAGAAAGGGGAAUCUCCCCAAACCCCCUGGGGACCUCUUCUCACUUAUAGGCUUAAAAAUUGGCGAUGAUUACAGUCUCUGGGUUUCAUCGCCUUUGAAAGGUCAACACGUCCGAGAGCCUGUGCAUAAGGUCGGUGUGUUCUUGGACUAUGAGUCUGGACAUAUAGCAUUCUACAACGUGACAGAUGAGUCCCUCAUCUACAGCUUCCCAUCAAACUCUUUCCACGAAGCUCUCAGACCCAUCUUCUCCCCUUGUCUUCCAAACGAAGGGACAAACACAGACCCUCUUAUCAUCUGCCACAUCUGAGGGACAUGCCCUGAGCCUUCAAAGACAAGGGCACGGACCAGCCUAAUCAUUGAGAUGGUAAGUGCGUUCAAAGCCUUCACGCAUCAGAUGAUCUGAAAAGAAAAAAAAAAGAAAAUCCUCCCUCCCUAAAGACUUCCCACCAACCCAGUUCUGCAAUGAAGAGUCGAUUAAAAAUCUAUUCAACACCAAGAACAGAAAGCUGUUACCCUGCCUUUAACCCAGUUGGUUACAUGAGCUACCUCGUGUGUGCUGGCCACACACCGUACAGCACUGUUACAGUCCUCUUUUACCUGUUUGUCUGUCGUAGGCCAGUUUGAUAAAUACACAUCAUUUUUUUUU